Messenger RNA from Sesamum indicum (sesame), 3678 nucleotides. It is a transcript of the gene TRM19, whose product is annotated as afadin. Lineage: Eukaryota; Viridiplantae; Streptophyta; Magnoliopsida; Lamiales; Pedaliaceae. The record is from RefSeq and is a predicted model, not a curated record.
GCGUACCCCCUCGUGUCAACCUAUCUAAAUUCUACUCUACAACUCGUAGUAUAUUUCAAACUCCAAUUCAAAAAACAACACACACACACACUUCCGUCAUUAAUGUCCGCCUGCCUCCUCUUCACUCUCUCACCUGCUCCCCGUGCUUUCUCUCUCUAAAAGUAUAUGUGUAUGUAUGUAUGCAGUAGGUACCUUUUUUUUCGGCUCUGCUACUGCUGUAUGUAUCGGCCAGCUCUCUUUCUCUCUCUUCUGUUCUGAUUUCAAAAUGAGCUGAAGAUAAGCUUAGGGUACGAAUGGCGAUGGUUUUCGAGGUGGUGUCGUGCUUUUCUCCGAUAAUUGCGAUCUGAUUUUCCCUCUUCUUUUGCUUCUUGGAAACUUCGUGCUCUUUUUGAAAAAGAAAAAGGUUUUCUUUCUUUCUUUUUUAUUUUUUCUUUUUUUUGAAACUAUAUUCUUCUUCUUCUUUUUCGUCUGUCUUUUUGCUGUCCGCUUAAUUUGAAUUUUUCGGAAAAGAAAAUGGAGAGAGCUCGACACAGGAAAUCGAAAAGUGCUUCUGGCAUUGAAGAUUAAUUUUUGAAUUGAAAACUAGGAAUUCGACAGAUCCAGCAGCAAAAAGCUGCUUCAAGAUUGUCUUCAGAUUCCCGUUCUUAUAUCGAUGGAAGCCAUAGGGAUGAUAUGUUUAUGCUUGAGUUGGGGCAGAGGUCCUUAGGACGAGCCACUGGAAUACCAAUGAAGAAGUUACUGGCCGAAGAAAUGUCAAAAGAAGUCGAAUCCAAGAAGCGGUCGCCAAGUGUUAUUGCCAGAUUAAUGGGUCUCGAUGGCUUGCCAUCCCCAAGGCAUGUUCAUAGACAACAGAAAAGGUAUACAGACAGCUACCAACAUCAAGAUGCUUCAGUUAACGUCCAACGAAAUAGCCAACUGUACGAUGGCCGAUCAAACAGGAGAAGCUCACUAGACCAUCAAGAAUUCAAGGAUGUGUAUGAAGAUUUGGAAGCAUCACACGUCGUCAAUCGUCGUUGUUCUUCAAGAUGGAGCGCUAGCUCAAUUCUUACAAAACCUGAGAUGGCACUCAUACGGCAGAAGUUUAUUGAUGCAAAACGUCUUUCCGCUGAUGAAAUGCUUCAGGAUUCCAAAGAGCUGGACGACACCUUAGAGAUGCUGGACUCCAACAAGGACUUACUGCUGAAAUUUCUCCAGCAACCGGAUUCAUUGUUUGUGAAGCAUUUGCAUGAUCUACAAGUUGAUCCUGGCAGUUCUCUUGGCAGUCGUAUAGCGGUUUUGAAGCCAUCAAAUUCAGAGAAGUAUGAAAGCAAAGCGAAAGCAUGGAGAUCAGAGAGAGAUACUUCGAGCAAACACCAAGUCACUUCUCACCUGAAACGCAAAGAUGGUCUUCUACUCGAACCUCACAAUCGCCACAGAUCUCAUGUUUCUCGCAAUUCAUCAAGGAUUCAACUAGAGGAGAAGAAUGAGGAUACGAUUCUUCCUACGAGGAUCGUUGUUCUGAAGCCAAACCUUGGUAAGAUGCAGAAUUCUGUUACAUCUAUUUCAUCACCCGAUCAGUCAAAUGGUUAUCUGCUGAGUUUCAAGAAAAUCAAGGAAUAUCCUAGUGUUCGAGGUACUGAAAGUGUAUCAUCUAGAAGGAAAGAUCCUCAUAUCUGGGGAUUUUCCAAGGUCAUGUCUAAAGAAGCUAGAGAAAUAGCCAGGGAAAUUACAAUGAGGAUGAGAGAUGGCUGUGAUGAGACCAUGGAUGCUAAGUCUACUGGGCAUAGAGGAUAUGUAGGAGACGAGAGUUCCUACGAUGCUAAUGAAAGUGACUCUGAUAGUGACUCAGAGGUGUUUAACUUGUCUUCUAGAAAAUCAUUCGAUGAUAAUAAGUUGUGCAGAUAUCCAUCUUCUCAUUUGGGUGAAUCAUCUGUAAAUAGGGAAGCAAAGAAGCGACUAACUGAGAGGUGGAAGAUGACCCACAAAUAUCAAGACCUGGAAAUGGUUAGUAAGGGAAGCACAUUAGGUGAAAUGCUUGCCUUACCUGAUUCGGAAAUAAUGCCAAAACCUCAGGAUGCUAAGAUGAACCUUGGCAGGGCAUGCGGCCCACCUGGUAGCAGUAAUGAAAAUGCGAUAGGGGAUGUUCCUUUAGGCAUCAGUAGCAGGGAUGGUUGGAAGGAUGAAAUAAGCAGAAAUUCAUCUAGAUCGAGAUCGGUUCCUCCAUCUACAUGUGGGAGAAGUCAUAGAAGAAGCAGAUAUCAGGAUGAGUUGGCUGAAGACAAACAUCUGAUGCAUAUUGACCCUGUACCUUGUGGUGGAAGUAAUGUUACGAAGGGAAAUCUAAGUCAAAAAGCAGAUUAUUCAUAUAAAGACUCGAAAUCCAGGAGCAAGAAGCCUCUUCCAUGUCAACACAUAUUCACUAAAGAUGUGGACUCUUCAUCAGAAGCCAAUUUUGAGAUUCAAAUGGAGGCGAAUACGAAAGACUUAUCUGAACAUCAAUCCAUGUUUCAGAUGGCUGAAAAGGAUGACACGUGUAAAAGUCCUGUAUUUAAUGUAAUGAUGAUUGCUGAACCUGGAAGCACAACCUUGUCCCUGAAAUCUUCUGAGUUGCUUUCGAAGCAGUCGUCUUCAGUUAUGGAUGGCGACAAAGCUGCUGUUCAUGAUCAAAAGGAGUCCAGUAUCCAGGAACCAUACGGACCACCUAUACAUGAUUCUCCGUCCUUGCCGUGCCUUGGACCUGAGCCAGAUUCUUCAGAAAGCUCUAAGGAGGCUGAUCAUCCUAGUCCCAUCUCAGUCCUUGAGAUGCCUUUUACAGAAGAUACUUCAUCUUCUGAAAGUUUUGAGAGAGUUAGUGCUGAACUUCAUGAACUCCGGAUGCAGCUGCAGCUUCUCAAGAUGGAGUCAGGCACAUAUGCCGAGUCCUCCACACUUGUUCCCAUCGAGGAAGAAGUUGCGCAACUAUCUCCGAUUACUUCAGAAGAAAACUAUCCACCUGAAGACAAAGGCUGGGAAAUUUCUUAUGCUCUUGACGUGCUAAUCGAAUCUGGCCUUGAAGAGUCCGAGUUGAAUAUGUUGAGAACAACAUGGCACUCCCCACAUUGCCCUCUGGACCCCAAGUUGUUUGACAACCUUGAGAAGAAAUACAGUGAUGACACAAGUGGAUUAAGGUCCGAGAGGAGGUUGCUUUUUGAAAGAAUAAAUUCAGCAAUCUUGGAGAUAUUCCAGGAGCAUGUUGACAUGUGCCCAUGGGUGAGGCCAAAAUUAGCAGGAUUGAAUUUAGAGUGGGAGAAAGACGGGGGAGGCGUUCGAGAUGCUGCUCUUGAGAAGUUAAUCAGCCAAGAACUCAGCAACGACGACAUAUCAGAGAGAGUUGUUGAUAGGGAGAUGUGGUGGUCGGAUGGUAAAGGAGAAAUUGAGGUAAUAGGUAAUGAAAUUGAGAAAUUGUUAAUAGAUGACAUGAUAACUGAGGUUGUAUGUAACUAAUAGUGUUAGCUUUUCGAAUUAUAAACUGGCGUAGGUGGGCUGCUAGUUGGUAAUGUAGGCAUCAAUCAGCAGCCAGAUGAAAAGCUUGGUCACAAGGAGAAUCAGAAUAAAUCUUCAAUUUAAUCAGGGAGAGUUACUAGUAAAUCCAAUUAUGAAGUCACGAUUUGGAAUUGCUAUUCUGUAUUAAAUUAAAAUAAAACCCGGUUAAUAAUCAAA